This is a messenger RNA of Penicillium subrubescens, 1260 nucleotides long. RefSeq lists its product as uncharacterized. Lineage: Eukaryota; Fungi; Ascomycota; Eurotiomycetes; Eurotiales; Aspergillaceae. The record is from RefSeq and is a predicted model, not a curated record. The coding region runs from base 1 to 1260 and encodes 419 amino acids. The transcript is spliced from 2 exons.
AUGCGCUAUCAAGUCGGCCGCGCAUGUGCUGCUGCUUGGUAUACGUAUCUUUACAAAGAAUUGGAUCUUCUGCCAAACGUAUCUAUUGCUGAAGAAGCCCGCAAUGCUGCCGAAGAUGCCGACAUCUACAAGAUUAUUAUGUCGGCCCCUCAAAGAUGGGCUGUUAUGGAUGAUUUUACUCGAUCGGUGAAUCUUGAAAACCCGCCGGCACCCGCCUUUCUCAAUGGCAAUAUGAAGUUCCGACGGGCUUUGGGCCGGCGGGUUCUUCCUCCCAAGAACUUGCCAGAUACAACCGCAGAUGAUAUUAACAUUGAGGAAGAUGGAUUUAUUGGGUUGAAAGAACAACUCAGCAAAGUAGAUCGCGAUGCGAUAGUCGGCCCAGGUGCGAAACUUGGCCCAGGAGACUCUGAGCAUUUGUGGAUGCCUCUUCCGCCUGAUCUUCCAGUUCUUGACAAACGCCCUCCAACGCAAAUGGCUGCAGGGAGGGCCUAUCAACUGGAGACCAACCCUGGGCGAAUCAUUCUCCCAGGUAAAUUGCUCAACGAAGGCAAUGAGCGUGAGUGUCGCGAGAUUCGCACUGGGAUAAAUGCUCGCAAAAUCAUGAACAACGAUAUCUCUGACCUUGAAGAUGACUCUGACUGCCUCCCUUGGCUUAUCUGGUGGCCGGUAGAGCUUAAUGAGAACAUUUUGCGUGAGCUUGCUAGCAAGUGUCCGUCCAUGAGACACCAAAUUGCGAUCACCGCCAUACUUUGUGACUACAAGUCACUUUUCUGGUCGUUGAAGCCUCUUCCACACGAGUCCUUCUUCGAGGCUGCUAAACAAAGCAGAAACACGUUCUACCUUGUCAGGGAGCGUUCCAUUAGAAGCAGAGAAACCUCAGAGUUCGGCCCUUAUAAUACCACCUGGGAAACAAGUUUACAGCCUGAUUUGGAGCCUAGAGAUUCUUCUGCUCACUCUUCUAUCCAAUUUUCUGAUAUGGCUGUUCCUUGGGGGCAGCAUCCCAGAGACGAAUGGGGCUCUCCUGGAAUGUAUGGCGGUCAGCCGGCUGACCCGGGUGUUGUGGAGAGAUACAUGUGGCUGUCAACUGAAACUGCGCAGAAGAUCCAAGACGAAUCCAGCGGAAUCUACGACGAUAGCGCGGGUACUGGCUACUUGUAUAUUGAAAAUGAUGAUUCGGAAAACGAACUUUGGCUGAAGCUCUCACGUCCUCUAAAGCGUAUGACAUCCUUCGAAAUGAAAGACUUGGGGGACAAAAGCUAG